AGGAAUAACCUAUUGUUGAGCCGGCUGAAAGCUUUGGCACUCCUUUUACUUUUAUGUUCUCUACUCGGUAUUUAUCUGGCCAAGGAUGGGAUUACGAAGACCAGCCUCCUCAUAGGAAACACAUACAAAUGGAUGGGAGAGACGGGAGUUCACACAGCAGCUAUCAGAGUACAGCCCAAACAGGCGUGUAUCCAUCCGCCGAUAAAGAUCGACGACCCUUUGAUGAUGUCGUACUACAAAAAACUUCCGCCGCCCGUGUGUGAAGGCGAGGACUGGGUCUACGUCGACAACGGUACCUUGAGGUUUUCUAAAUCAGUCUUGAAGAAUUACGGGAAUUUCACCUGUGAUCAUUAUAUUUUGUACAGAAUCAACGAGAGAGAGAUCGCUUGGGGUAGUCCCUACGUCAACAUCCAAGAUGGCUACCGAAUUCCGACAGAUUUUUUUAAAGUGAAGUGCCAGUCGGAAGACAACCACACCUACGACGGCAUCCACGCCGGUGUCGCCUACACCCACGACCGCGCCAACAGACCGGAAGUGGAUUUAAGCCAGGGGCUCGACGGGCUGAGUGUUGCCAUCAUGGGCUACGAUUCCAUGUCGCGGUUGUCAUGGCUACGGCGCAUGCCUAAGACGCGGGGGUUGUUUGCUGAGCUGGGCGCCAUUGAGCUGGAAGGAUACAACGUCAUUGGUGACGGCACGACGAUCGCGCUUCUGGCUCUGCUGACGGGCAGGUAUGAAUGGGAACUGCCAGACAGCAGGAUCAACAGCCCAGUAGCGGUGCCAAUGGACGACUACCCGCUUAUUUGGUACGACAUGAAGAAAGCCGGAUACUUGACGUCGUGGGCGGAAGGUCUGUCCGGAUCCUUCACCUGGAAGCUUCUCGGCUUCAACCAGCAGCCGACAGACUUUCUCACCCGCCCUUUUUUCUACGCGAUCAAGCCAUGGAAGGAGUACAUUGAACCCUGCACGGGGUCACAGAGGACAAGUCAGGUCUGGCUCAACUACUUCCGGGACAUCUUCCUCAUGUACAGGAACAAGCGGAAGUUCCUCUUGCAUUUCUUCUCGGAGUUCAGCCAUGACAACAAUAAUAAAAUGACGGAGAUCGAUGAUGAGCUAAAAGACAGCAUACGAAUCCUGUACGACGGUGGUUACCUUGACAACACAUUGUUUAUCUUGAUGGGGGACCAUGGCGCCAGGUACGGGAAACUGCGUUCUACCUGGCAAGGUAAAAUGGAAGAGAGGCUGCCCUACUUUUCUUUCCUGUUCCCCAAAUGGUUUGAAGAGAAAUACCCCAAGGCCAUCCAAAACCUGCGGACAAACACCCAUAGACUGACCACGCCUUUUGAUAUCCACGAGACGUUGAAAGAUUUUUUACGUUUUGGUGGGACGGGGGUGGGGAAUGUCUCCAACAGAGGGAUCAGUUUGUUUAAAGAGAUUCCAUCGGAGCGGACGUGCGUGCAUGCGCAGAUAGCAUCUCAUUGGUGCGCAUGCUUGGCGUGGGAAAAAGUGUCGCACGAAGACAAAAACCUGCAAAUGGCUUUAGGCAGUGCGCUAGACACCAUCAACAACUUCACGUCCGGCUUCCGGCAAAUCUGCGCCGAGCUGGCCGUCGAAGAAAUCACGGAAGCCGUGAAACUAAAAAGCAGUCGGGCACUGCUUCAAAAAAUCAAAGACGUGACCUUGUACCAAAUAACCUUUCACACCACUCCGGGUCAUGGCCAUUUCGAGGUCACGGUGACCCACGACGUAGAGCGUAACAAGAUGGAGGUCGCCGGAAGUGAGAUAAGCCGGAUCAACAAGUAUGGCAGCGAUGCUGAUUGUAUACUGUUUAAUGGUGACAUCCGGCAGUUCUGCUACUGUAGGAGUAGCACCUAG
Messenger RNA from Physella acuta, 1872 nucleotides. RefSeq lists its product as uncharacterized. The record is from RefSeq and is a predicted model, not a curated record. Lineage: Eukaryota; Metazoa; Mollusca; Gastropoda; Physidae.